Molecule: messenger RNA, 2310 nt
Organism: Ochotona curzoniae (black-lipped pika)
Lineage: Eukaryota; Metazoa; Chordata; Mammalia; Lagomorpha; Ochotonidae
Gene: AGA
Product: aspartylglucosaminidase
Exons: 9
Coding region: 20-1060 (346 amino acids)
Biological process (GO): protein deglycosylation
Cellular component (GO): lysosome
Molecular function (GO): N4-(beta-N-acetylglucosaminyl)-L-asparaginase activity
Source: RefSeq, a predicted model, not a curated record
CCAGCAGGCCAGCGCCGCCAUGGCGUCCGAGUGGAUCCGGCCUUUGAUUGUAGUGCAGCUGCUGUUCGGCCCAGCCCCUGUGCGCAGCGGCGGCCUUUUACCCUUGGUCCUCAACACCUGGCCUUUUAAGAAUGCAACCGAAGCAGCAUGGAGGACCCUGGCCUCUGGUGGCUCCGCUCUGGAUGCAGUGGAGAGCGGCUGUGGUGAGUGCGAGAAGGAACAGUGUGAUGGCACUGUGGGCUUUGGAGGAAGUCCCGAUGAACGCGGAGAAACCACCCUGGACGCCAUGAUCAUGGAUGGCACUGCUAUGAACAUAGGAGCAGUAGGCGAUCUCAGACGAAUUAAAAAUGCGAUUGGUGUGGCACGGAAAGUCCUCGAGCAUACAACACACACAUUUUUAGUAGGAGAAUCAGCUACCAAGUUUGCGGAAAGUAUGGGAUUUGUCAAUGAGGAUUUAUCUACCAGUGUUUCUCGAGCCCUUCAUUCAGACUGGCAUGCCCGGAACUGCCAGCCAAACUACUGGAAGAAUGUUAUACCAGAUCCUUCAAAAUCCUGUGGACCCUACAAGCCAUCUAGGAUCUCCAAGCAGGAGGCUUUCGCCUGUAAAGAUCCAGCAGCUGACUGUGGUCAUGAUACAAUUGGCAUGGUUGUAAUCCAUAAGAAGGGAUACACUGCUGCUGGUACAUCUACUAAUGGUAUAAAAUUCAAAAUACCAGGUCGUGUAGGAGAUUCCCCAAUACCCGGAGCAGGGGCCUACGCUGAUGAUACUGCUGGAGCAGCUGCAGCCACUGGGGAUGGAGACAUAUUAAUGCGCUUUCUGCCAAGCUACCAAGCUGUAGAAUAUAUGAGAAGAGGAGAAGAUCCAACCACAGCUUGUCAGAAAGUGAUUUCAAGAAUCCAGAAACAUUUUCCUAAAUUCUUUGGGGCUGUUAUCUGUGCCAAUGUGACUGGAAGCUAUGGUGCUGCAUGCAAUAAACUUCCAACAUUUGCACAGUUUCAUUUCAUGGUUUAUAAUCCUCUAAAAAAUCAUCCAGCUGAGGAAAAAGUAGACUGCAUCUAAUCCAUCUUUUCUGUCAACAUCUAUAUUUAAAGAAGAAGGAAACAAAGGCUGAAAAGGUUACUCACUAUCCCUGUAUUGCAUUCCUCACAUAUUCUCUUUGUAUAAAAUAAGCACAAAUUCUUGCUGAAAUAGCACUUGUUCAGUGUCUGAAACUUUUGCUAUCUGUUUUUAUUUAAGCAUCAUAUAUUUCAGGACAAAGAGUAUAUGUAUAUAUUUUGUGUAUGUUUAAAUUUUAAGUAAUAUUUAGAUUUCUGACCAAGAGUGCAAGAAAUUGUUACUUCAAGGAUUUUUCUGCACAGUGAUAUUAAGGCCAAAAAUAAAUCAUGUAUAUUUGGAUAAUGAAAAUAACUAAAGUGUGUGAGGUUUUUGGACCCAAAGGAAAAAGCAACAGUAAGUCUCAGAGUUUUGGUACUAAUGGAAUUUCAGUAUGUUAAAGUGACAUGUUUCUUCUAACUGAUUAUUUAUUUUACCUAAUAGCUUGAAGAAGAAUGUUAUUAAUACAGAUGCUUUUUGAUUUCCAUAUAUUAAAAAAUGCAAAAAAUCUUCUAAUAGAUAAAUGUGUUUUGUUAUUUUCUCCCCUCUUAGGAAGCUUUUAAGUUCUCAGUGUAUAAAGGAACUUAAGCUGUAAAUGUCACUGAUCUUUCAGUUCGAGAUAUUUAUUAUGGAUCUCUCCUUUUGGAAAUGAUUUUGGGGAACUUACACUGCAGUCUCAUUGAGUUCUUGUUCAGAGAGAUAAGAUUUGUAUUUUGAAAUAAAUCAAUCAGUUGUAGCUCAGCUCGGCAUUCCUGCCCCCACCUUCUGAGCCUGCUGAAUGACUGACAGCUACCGGGAGGGUGGACAGGUGCUUUGUCAGCAUCAUCCUUUCCUUUCCAAUCAUCUUUUUAAAUAGGAGUCAACAGUACAACUACAUACAGUAUUGUCCAACAUUAGGAUUGUGCUGUAUUCUUUAUUACAAACGUUGUAGUGUGUGAUUUGGGAAGGGGGAAGAGUGGAAAAGAGUAGUGAACAGGGGCAGGACUGGUGGCCAGUUAGGGGAGAGAGCUCUAGUUUCUGGAAUGGUAGAGGUCACUUGUCAGAACUGGCUACGGGUCUAAGUUUCCCAGGGAGCCUCUUUAAAGAUUCCUUCUGCUCUCUAUCCCUAAUCAGAUUGUAUGCAUGAGUCCGAAAUCUGCAAUUAGCAAAUAAUGCUGAUAACGGUUUGACAGCUGAUCAGGAAACACUCCCAGAACUUCACAGAGGGUAAAACAAGA